AUGAGUGACUCUCCGUUGUCAGACGUGCCGACGGACCUUGAUGGCUAUAAUCCUCACGAUGAGCCAGCCCUACCAGGGCUUUUUACCCCUUUUCAGCAAUCAAAUCCAAUUCCUGUCCGUCUACACCCGCCUAGCCAAAUGCUACCGCCAACGCAGUCGCUGCUGUUCACGAAGGAACUAUAUUCAAGAAUACUACUUGAGAGCAACCCGCCAACUAUCAAAAAAACGGAGCAAAGCAGCUUCAAAUUUGGCCUACUACCAUCAUCACCACACCACCACCAAUUCGGCCGCUCCAACCGCAAUCUUGACGAUGACGAAGAUACCGCUAAUUCGCCAGCUUCCGCCCUCAUUUUCUACGAAAUGGACGACGUCGCCCAUGCCCUUGACGACUGGGCCGUAAAGGAGAAGUUCGUCUUCCGAACUGAGUGUCGAGACGCCGAGCUUCCUGGAUUUGUGCGGAGGAAAGCUGCCCCUAGCGAGGUCACGGUAGCAAGGUCACGACAGCAACAUUUCCUCCGCCAAGCCGGCUCACCGCCUCCACAUCGCUGGCGCCACCUCGCUGUCGCCAACCCCCACCAUUUCCGUCCGCAUUGUGGCCCCCAGCUCGCUGCGUCCCCCCAAAAAGCCCCUCCCGACAAGGGCCCCCCAAUGGCCUCCCUUGUGGAGCUCUCAGUGCCCAUUGAUGGCACUGAGUUUGCCGACAUCGACACCCUCAUCCACGCUCUGGAUGAUUGGGCCGUCAAGCACAAGUUCUGCUUCCGGCUUUUUCGGCGGGACAAGAAGAGGAUAUAG
Pseudogymnoascus destructans is the source of this 792-nucleotide messenger RNA. RefSeq lists its product as uncharacterized. Lineage: Eukaryota; Fungi; Ascomycota; Leotiomycetes; Thelebolales; Thelebolaceae. The record is from RefSeq and is a predicted model, not a curated record. Bases 1 to 792 code for a protein of 263 amino acids. The transcript is spliced from 4 exons.